Aspergillus novofumigatus IBT 16806 is the source of this 1770-nucleotide messenger RNA. Its product is annotated as putative cofactor for methionyl- and glutamyl-tRNA synthetases. Gene Ontology annotation, molecular function: tRNA binding. The coding region runs from base 311 to 1588 and encodes 425 amino acids. NCBI's taxonomy places the organism in Eukaryota, Fungi, Ascomycota, Eurotiomycetes, Eurotiales, Aspergillaceae. The transcript is spliced from 2 exons. The record is from RefSeq and is a predicted model, not a curated record. Gene Ontology annotation, cellular component: methionyl glutamyl tRNA synthetase complex.
CACCGCGGAAGCCCAGAAAUGCUGUAGCAAGACGAAGUCUGACAGUAUCUAGCCAAAUCCAAUUGUAAUCAGCUCUUUUAUCAAGUCAAUUAUACAAGGAUCCCAUCACUCUAGGGAUCUGCGUCUUAAUCAAGUUGAAUUUCCUCAAGGUUUCCGUGACUCUGACGGGGCCGCCAGAACAACAGCCCCGCGGAUCAGUCAACCCUCCAGAUUAUUAUUACUACGCCUGAGGCCGACUUCUGCUGCCCCUCUUCUUAACUUCACCACCUCGCCUCUGUCCUCCUUCGCCGUUCGUCGCCCGUUCGCAAACAUGGCUAUCAACUCUGCUCCCGAGUCUUCUCUCCUCUCCCUCCUCUACCGCUCGUACCCCGCUGCAGUUUCUCCCGACGCCACAGAGCUUGAUCUUCUCCAUGCCUCGCCCAAAAUCUUUCCUCAGACGACUUUCUCCGUUGAGGAGCAGGCUUCGAUCAAGCAAUGGCUAGACACCAUUUCUGGUCUUCAGAAUGCCUUGACUAAGGACGACAAGUCCGUGGUUACGGCCAUCCUCCGACAGCUGAACACUCACCUCGCCGCGCGCACAACUUUGCUGGGAACCAAGCCGUCCGUUGCUGAUAUCACCGCUUACGCUCUGCUCGCUCCCGUCGUUGAGAAAUGGACCCCCGAAGAACGCACAGGUGAGCAAGGACACCAUCAUAUUGUGCGUCACAUCGAUUUUGUGCAAAAUAGCCGCCUGUUCGCCCUCCAGAUCCCCGACGAGGAGAAGAUCAGCAUCGAUGUGAACGACGUGCGGUUUGUUCCCAAGCCCGUGGACCCCAAGGAAGAGAAGGAGCGCAAAAAGAGGGAGAAGGCUGCGGCCCAGAACCCGGAUGCUGGCAAACCUCUGGUCGUUGGACAGGGCAAGCCCGAGAAGGCGGCGAAUGGCGGCGCGGUCGAGCAGGCCGCUGACUCCGCUGCUGCCUGCUCCUGCGCCCGCUGCUCCCCCUCUCCGUCGCUCAUCGACCUUCGCGUUGGUCACAUCCUCCGUGCCAUCAACCACCCCAAUGCGGACUCCCUCUACGUUUCUACCAUCGACUGUGGUGAUGCUCCCGGCACCGAGAACACGUCGGUGGAUGAGGAGACCGGCAAGACCGUGCGCACCGUAUGCUCUGGUCUGAACGGCCUCGUUCCCCUGGAGGAGAUGCAGAACAGAAAGAUUGUUGCCGUCUGCAACUUGAAGCCUGUAACUAUGCGUGGUAUCAAGUCUACAGCCAUGGUUUUGGCAGCAUCGCCCCGCGUCGCCGAAGGCGAGGACUCGCACGCUGGACCCGUUGAGCUGGUCACCCCUCCCGCCGGCGCGCCUGCCGGUACCCGCAUUGGCUUCGAGGGUUGGUUUGACGGCGAGCCCGAGAAGGUGCUCAACCCCAAGAAGAAGGUCUGGGAGACCUUCCAGCCUGGAUUCACCACCACGGACAGCCUGGAGGUUGCGUUCGACAUGAGCGCGGUUCCCGCCGUGCAGGGCCAGGAGGGCAAGCCGGCCCUGGGCAAACUGGUUGCUAAGACCGGAGGAGUCUGUACAGUGAAGUCUCUGAAGGGAGCUACUGUUCGGUAGAGAAUUUACCGAGGAAAAAGUCCAUUCUUCCUUUUGUCGUUCAAUCAGUGGAAAUGGUUACAAGGAGUGGUCUACGAUUUCGUGCAGAGGCAGCAACAUAAAUAGCAUUUACCCUCUUAGCAUCAACAACAAGUCCAACGAGAAAUGAACGUUUCAGUUUUCAGUUUUUCCCUCUUAUUUUC